AUGACAAAGAGAGCCUGCUCCGAUCGCCGGCCGUAUGAUACCCGGCCAGUGUCGCUUAUACGAUCAGGCCAGGUCCAGAGCCAAGAUGCUCUAGACAACCUCUCUCGGUAUGAAGAAGUCAGUCGUCAGUUUGCACAAGAGUUCCCGCAAAUAGCUCGGAGCAUUGAGCAACACUCCUGGAUACCAUGUUUUCUCUCACCGAAUACAGGACGACAAGAAAGCAGGGCGACUGCCCCAGCAGAUGGCGCAAUGGCUGCGGAUUCCAUAGCUAGUCCCAUCGGUGGGCUGGCUUACGAUUCCCAGUUUGCAACUACAGCAGGCUACGAUAUUUCGAUGUACAUUGACGACAAUUGCUUUGACGCCCUGCCUUUUGCAACGACCACAGCGACAACCUCGCCGACUGAGCAGUCGAGCGAUCCCGACUCUUUUACUCCUCCCGGCUCUGAUGCCGAUUUCGACCCGACAUGCAAUCUCCAAACAUCAGCUUCACAGCCUCUCUGGUAUGAUGAACUCGAAGAAUCGAGAUACAACCACCCGCUGCAGAAUUGGAAUGCGGAGCAGACAGAGAAGCAGUGGGAUGGGCCAAACCAAACAAUUUCCGAAUCUCUCAUCGCGCCGCCGGUCGAGCACACAAGGUCGAGUGAUUUGGACGACGAAGCUCUAGCUGAAGCCUCCCAGGUAGAUCAAGAUAGGAUCAAUCAGAUUAUGAUUAAUUUGAAUCAGCUGGAGAGUCGGUUGCGCGAGGAUGUGAGGCGGCAGCUGGAUGUUAUCAGUAAUGAUUUGUGUUGCGAAGCCUGA
Molecule: messenger RNA, 798 nt
Organism: Trichoderma aggressivum f. europaeum
Lineage: Eukaryota; Fungi; Ascomycota; Sordariomycetes; Hypocreales; Hypocreaceae
Exons: 1
Coding region: 1-798 (265 amino acids)
Source: RefSeq, a predicted model, not a curated record